Messenger RNA from Pygocentrus nattereri (red-bellied piranha), 921 nucleotides. RefSeq names its product high choriolytic enzyme 1-like. The transcript is spliced from 9 exons. Gene Ontology annotation, molecular function: metalloendopeptidase activity; zinc ion binding. The record is from RefSeq and is a predicted model, not a curated record. Lineage: Eukaryota; Metazoa; Chordata; Actinopteri; Characiformes; Serrasalmidae. Gene Ontology annotation, biological process: proteolysis. The coding region runs from base 16 to 831 and encodes 271 amino acids.
GUGAAGGCUUCCAUCAUGCACCUCACUCUGGUCCUCAUCCUGCCGCUGCUGGGAUUCAGUCCUGCUCAGAGUCGCUCUGUAAAGGUAUUCAUUCAGGAAGAGACUGAUAACGGCAUUGAGAAUGAAGACUUGUCAGUAACUUCUAUAAUUGAAAGAGCAAACAAGAACGCAGGACAGGCACCGGAUGAACCCAAGGUCAUGUUUGGCGACAUUGCCACAUAUACCGGCUUUCAGAAUGCAGACCCAUGUACAUCUCGUGGGUGCAAGUGGCUCAAAGACAGAAACGGAAAGGUCUAUGUGCCCUACGUCAUUUCUAACCAGUACUCAUCCCGGGAAAUAAGCAUUAUUCAGAAUGCUUUGAUGUCCUUUGAGAAAUACACCUGCAUUAGAUUCAGGCCUCGUCGCAGACAACGAGACUAUGUUCAUAUUCAGUCUCUUUCAGGGUGCUACUCGUUUGUGGGUAGAAGUGGUGGAGGGCAGGUUGUGUCUCUAAAUCGCAGAGGAUGUAUCUAUUACGGUGUCAUCCAGCAUGAGCUCCUCCAUGCUCUGGGCUUCAACCACGAGCAGACCCGCAGUGACCGUGACCAGCAUGUCCGGAUCCUCUUCCAAAACAUCAUUCCUGGACAGGAGUAUAACUUCAGGAAAAUCCAAACAAACAACCUGCACACCCCAUAUGACUACAGCUCUGUCAUGCACUAUGGAAGGUAUGCUUUCUCCAGGAACAGGCAGCCAACCAUCCUCCCCAUACCAGACCCUAAUGUUGCUAUUGGACAAGCCACUAUGAUGAGCCGUAUGGACAUCCUACGCAUUAAUAGACUCUAUUGUCAAUAACUAAGUUUCUUUUUGAGUGGAGUAUGAGGAGUGCUACAUGUUGAGCCAUCCAGAGUCAGUUUUUUUCAGUAUUGUUCAGUUACUUAAAAC